Molecule: messenger RNA, 1668 nt
Organism: Macrosiphum euphorbiae (potato aphid)
Lineage: Eukaryota; Metazoa; Arthropoda; Insecta; Hemiptera; Aphididae
Source: the annotation of a GenBank genome assembly
AUGACGGCAGAGUCGGUAUCACCGCCGUUGGCCGCCGGUGGCGGAGGCGGCGGCUUAUCGCCCGACGUUAUGGGCGCCGCCGGGUGCGGCACGUGCUGUACCGCGGCCACCGUCGGCGGCGUGACGGGCGACCGCAACGCCGGUUCCGAGUCCGCCGUGGCCGUCUGCUCGUGCCACCUGGCCGCGGCCGCGUCACUGCCACCGCACUACGCCAGCCACCGUAGCACACCGGCCACGACGGCUGUGUACGCUCCGUACCCGUCCACCGACCAGAACCCGUAUCCGAGCAUCGACACGUCAUCGUUUUACCCGCACUUGAGCAACCCGUACGGACUGAAAGACUCGACGGGCUCGUCGGACAUGUGGUCCAGCGCCAGUCUGCAACCGUCCACCGGCUACUAUCAUUACGACUCCACUCUGGCCGCUUACGGGUACAGCGCGGGAUACGACUUGGCGGCCAGACGGAAGAACGCCACCCGGGAGUCGACGGCCACGCUCAAGUCGUGGCUCAACGAGCACAAGAAGAACCCGUACCCGACCAAGGGCGAGAAGAUCAUGCUGGCCAUCAUCACCAAGAUGACGCUCACGCAGGUCAGCACGUGGUUCGCCAACGCCCGGAGGCGGCUGAAGAAGGAGAACAAGAUGACGUGGGAGCCCAAGAACAAGACGGACGACGACGACGACGACGACGCCGGGUCGUCCGACUGCGAGGACAAGGACAAGGACGACAUGCUGAUGGGCGACGAGAAACACUGCAACAACGACGUCAGAAAAGAUAGUCACGGGGAUCACAUGAUGGGCCAAGGCGUCAUGUCGGACGGCGACGACGAUCGCAAGCCGAUGCUCCAGCACCUGUACCACCCCGAUCAGAUGCACCACAUGAAGGUGCACCAUCAUCACGUCAUGCAGGACGAUCACCAUCAGGACUGCGGUAUACCGUUGCCGCCCACCAAGCCGAAAAUAUGGUCACUGGCCGACACCGCAGCGUCCAAGACUCCGCCGCCCGGACACCAGUGGCCGAACGUCAUCAGUCCGAGCCUGGCUUCGCCCGGUUUCACCAUGCCCAACACCUCGUCGCUGUCGCCGUCUGGUUCGUCUUACUCCAGGUACGGCGCCAACGGGUUUUACGGCAGUGGUUACAAUGGCGGCAACAGUAAUUCGUCGUCGUCGUCGGCCCAGCAAAUGGCCGGAUAUCCGGACGUGCAGACCGACACGCCACCGCAGACCCCGCCCAACAUGAAGUUACCGCUGUCCGCCUCUUCCGGUCAACAGCAGCAACAGCAGUUCGGCGGCCAUCAGGGCACUUACAACGGGUACCAUCACCAGCAGCAACAGCAGCACAACAGUUAUCACCACCGGCAACACGUUCCGCCGCUCCAGCAACAACAGCAGCACGAUGUGGUCAGGUCGGCCCAAGAAGUACAGCAGCAGCAGCAGCAACAGCAGCAAUAUCAUCAACAGCACGUUGCGCUCGGCCAACACAACAACAAUAACAACUCAAACACUAACAACAACAACCAUCAGAUGGCGGUUGUGGCCAACGACGCGAGUACGGCGUUCAAACCGUUUUACAAGACGCCUUCGCAACAACCGCAUCAACAGCCGCAUCAGCAACAGCACCAGCAACAGCAGCACAGACAGAUGAAUGGUUACGUGUCACCCGUGUAA